Molecule: messenger RNA, 1198 nt
Organism: Myotis davidii
Lineage: Eukaryota; Metazoa; Chordata; Mammalia; Chiroptera; Vespertilionidae
Product: adenylate cyclase type 10-like
Exons: 8
Coding region: 26-1198 (390 amino acids)
Cellular component (GO): cytoplasm
Molecular function (GO): adenylate cyclase activity
Source: RefSeq, a predicted model, not a curated record
CCCAAAAGUGAGCCUUGUGGCCAGAAUGAUAACUGCUUAUCCAGGUCUGGUGUCUUGUGAUGAGGUAACAUAUCUAAGAUCCAUGCUUCCUGCUUACAACUUCAAGAAACUCCCCGAGAAAAUGAUGAAAAACAUCUCCAACCCUGGGAAGACGUAUGAAUAUCUUGGCCAUAGAAGAUGUAUCAUGUUUGGGAAGAGACAUUUGAUCAGAGUGAGAAAUAAAAAUCACCCUUUGUUAGACCGGGAGAAAGAACUAGAAGCCUUCCAAAAGACACAGCAGGGAUGUUUGCACCAGAAGAAGGGACAAGCAGUUCUGUAUGAAGGUGGAAAGGGCUAUGGAAAAAGUCAGCUGUUGGCUGAAAUAAACUUGCUGGCCCAGAAAGAAGAGCACAGGGUGUUGUCAUUGAAGCUGAAGGAAGCAGAUUCCAAGCAACACUUCUAUGCCAUCCAGACCCUCAUGGCCAUCUUCUUUGAAAUUGAUACAUGCCCAGCCUUUUACCGGCAAGAGUGCCUACAUAAACAGCUUUGUGGGAAAGUGGAGGAACCACUUCACUGCCUUUUUAAUGACCUCUUCUUUGUAAAGUUUCCCUUAUCCUUCAAAGUUUCACACAUGGAUGACCUGGCCAGACAAAAGAAGAUUAAAGAGUGUUUUUUUCAAGUGCUACAGGAGGCAGUGAGGGAAACACCACUGAUUUUCCUCAUUGACGAGGCCCAGCAUAUGGAUGCAGCUUCCUGGGAGUUUUUGGGAACAUUACUCUCCAGUGUGCCCGUCAUCAUGGCGAUGACAUUGAUGCCUACCUCCACCCUGUGUGGUGGAGCCCAGCACGUCCUGCAGAGCCCUCAGGCUAUGCUGAAGCCCAUUUCGAAGUUAGCAGCAAACUCACUAUUGAAAAUGGCAUGUUGGGAACUAGGGGCGGUGAGCAUCCCCCAAGAGCUGCAGAUCUACCUUCUUCGCAGGUGCUUGGGAAACCCCCUCUACUGUAAGGUUCUAUGUCGGGACCUUCUCUCUAAGGACAUAUUACUCUUUCAUGACCUACAAAAGGGAGAGGAGGAGAACAGCAAGUGGGAGACCCUUUCAGAUCUGCUGCAGCACCUGCUGCCUGGCUGGGGUAAACAGAAGCUACAGCAGGUGCUGAGGGCUCUUGUGGAUAUGCACGUGCUCCGCUGGUGCAGCCAGAGCCAGGAGCUUCCUGCAUGA